AUGGCUCGGUGGUUCAAAUGCUGGCUGAGUCAAAACAUCUCAAUGGCUAUCAUAUACUCAGCGUAUAUGAUGCGAUCAUGCAGUGGUUUGCUUUUCACAUGUUCCAGUUCAGUUGCAGGGUAUUUGGCACCUCGCACACUCCAGUCAGAAUCUACUGCAGUCAUUGCUUCCACUAUCAACUGCUUUUCAGCAUUAGCAACCUUAUUUGAGAACAGUGAAAGUCAUUUCUUUACCGAGAUACCACAAAUUAUUCUUAAACUUUUUUGUAGCAGCACAUGCUACAUUCUUGUUGAUUUCAAAGUAUUGUUCAAUUCUGCUCAGAAGUUGCAGAUCCUUGACUGGUGCAUCACUGGGUAUUAG
This is a messenger RNA of Helobdella robusta, 360 nucleotides long. RefSeq lists its product as hypothetical. Lineage: Eukaryota; Metazoa; Annelida; Clitellata; Rhynchobdellida; Glossiphoniidae. Bases 1 to 360 code for a protein of 119 amino acids. The transcript is spliced from 2 exons. The record is from RefSeq and is a predicted model, not a curated record.